AUGUCGAAGACCACCGUAGGGGAGGGGAAGGAGGAUGAAGAGCUGGAGGCUCCGGAGGCUCCGUCAGCUGGGAAGAGCCGAGGCACAGCAGCAGCAGCAGCCGGAGGGUGGGCAUGGGGAGUGGUGUUCCACUUCUUCCUGGUCAAUGUGCUCGUGAUGGGGAUGCUGAAGACCUUUGGGAUCUUCUUUGUGGCUUUCCAAGAGGAGGUGGGGGGAUCUUCGGAGCAGGUCAGCUGGAUCGGCUCCAUCAUGUCCUCCCUGCGCUUCCUCGGAGCCCCGCUGGUGUCCGUGGUGUGCCAGCGCCUGGGGGAGCGGCCGGUCUCCAUCCUCGGCGCCGGGCUGGUGGCCGGGGGCUGCCUGCUCAGCACUCAGGCCACCAGCGUCCCCUUCCUCUGCUUCUCCAUGGGAUUCCUGCUGGGGAUGGGCUUUGCCUGCCUGUACCAGGCGGCCGCGGUGAUGACGGCCAAGCGCUGCCGCGCUCGCCUGGCCUUCUGCAGCGCCCUGGCCCGCUCUGGGAUGGGGCUGACCUUCCUGAUGGCUCCCUUCACUCAGCUCCUCCUCGAGGCCUACGGCUGGCAAGGUACUCUGCUGAUUUUUGGAGGCAUCAUGCUGAACCUGGUGCCUUCCAGCAUGUUGCUGUGGCCCGUCAGCCCCCAACCGCCCCGGGAAUCUGCCAAAAAUCAACACCAGGGCUCUUCAGUGGCAAAGAAGGACCCAGAAACUCCUGGUGGAUGUUCAGAUGGAAGCAGUCCCAGGGAAUUACAGCUUCUCUGUGAACAGGAGGCUCCCACCACAGAGAGACUCGUGGUGCCCCAUGGCACAGAUGUCUCUGAGCCAGCAGAUGCGCCUGCCUUGGGAAGGUUGCAGAAACCCACCCUGGAAAUAUCCUCAGAAACGCCCACCGAGGCCACGGAAAGCCACAAACCCCUCACAGCCUCCAAAAAGGAACCUUCUCAGCCUCUCCUGGACUUCUCCCCACUGAAGGAUCCCGUUUUCUUCGUUUUCACCUGGUCUUUCCUGUUCAGCCACUUGGCCUAUUUCGUGCCCUUCUUCCACCUGGUGGCGAGGGCCAGGACGCUGGGCAUGAGCAGCAGGGACGGCUCCUACCUGAUCGCCGUGGCUGGCAUCACGGAGAUGCUGAGCCAGCUGCUCUCGGGCUGGGUGGCCGACCACGAGUGGCCCAAGAGGUACCAGCUCCACGUCACCUACCUGCUCCUCGGCGGGGUCACCAACCUGCUGGCGCCGCUGGCCACCACCUUCCCCCUGCUGCUCGCCUACGCCGUGGCCUUGGCCAGCUUCUGCGGGGCCUUCAUGGCCCUGGUGCUGCCCGUGCUCGUGGAUCUUGUGGGUGUGGAAAAGCUCCACAGCUACCUGGGGUUUGCUGCUUUCUUUGCAGGGAUAGCAGCCAUGGGAGGACCCCCUUUAGCAGGGUGGCUCUAUGACUACACCCAGACCUACGUCUGCUCCUUCCUCUUUGCUGGAGCCUGUGCUCUCAUCUCACCUAUCUCCUUCUUCUUCGAGCCCGCAGCCCAAAAAUGGAAGCUAAAAAAAGCCACUUUGAACACGAGCUGA
Molecule: messenger RNA, 1572 nt
Organism: Lonchura striata (white-rumped munia)
Lineage: Eukaryota; Metazoa; Chordata; Aves; Passeriformes; Estrildidae
Source: RefSeq, a predicted model, not a curated record